Messenger RNA from Dermacentor silvarum, 879 nucleotides. RefSeq lists its product as uncharacterized. The transcript has 3 exons. Lineage: Eukaryota; Metazoa; Arthropoda; Arachnida; Ixodida; Ixodidae. The coding region runs from base 88 to 879 and encodes 263 amino acids. The record is from RefSeq and is a predicted model, not a curated record.
CGAGCACGAGGCGGUCGUGAGGUGCGACGACCCGGCGACGUCUGUAUUUAGCCACCACCGCAGCUCUUCGCGCUGCAGCUAGAGAACAUGGCGGAAGCACCCGGUGAUCAGAAUAAAGGACAAGACGCAAACAGGAAGAGUAAGAAGAAGCGUCAACAGCAGCAGCCCAAAAAGUCGGCGAAGGAAGACGCCCAGCGAGAUGGCCAGCUCCAGAAAGAUACGAAGGCGGGCAAGGUCCCUGAAGGAAAGGAAGGUGCCAAAGUCGGAAAUGCUGAAAGACUGCCCAAGUCGCUUCCUGCCAAGGACAGCGCGGAACCCAACAACCCGAGGACGCUGACCAAGCUUCGACCUUCCUUAUUGGCACUCAGAGAGGCGUUCAGGAAGCUGGCGCCCAAACCGAAAAUGGACAUGGGAGGCAGAAAGAUAUCGGUGGUUUCUUCUUCCAUGGCGUCCGGACCAUCAUCACCUGCGUCAGGCCCGUCUACACCCGCCGGGCGUUCUACGGUCGUAUCACCCAUAAGGAGCCACGAGCACAGCCAGGAGGGGCAUUCCAUCGUGGAUAUCGGCCGCAACAAGAACGGCAACCAAUCGCCCACUUCCGGUCACGUGUCACCCUCCAACAGCACCGCCGUACGCUCUCUCCCGCGAAACUUCUCUGGCAACAUCACCGGUGGCCGGUUGCUGGCAUACUGCGUCGCGGCUCUUGUCAUGCUCGCUGUUGCCGUACUUCUGGUCGUGAUCAUGACCAUGAUCUUCAAGCGAAUGCCAUCUAAGAAACAAGAGGUUUCUUCGUCCGUCACGACUGUCACCAGUCCUCAUCAAGUGAAAGGUGGUGUCGGCGCGGACGGUUACGAUCGUACCAUGUUACCUGUACGAUGA